GAAAAAUAAAAACCUACGUGGUGUUAAUCAAAACCACGCAGCUUCCACCCUCACAAACCCUCUUUGCAGUCGCCAAAACUUGCUGGUUAGCCGUCACCCUUGCUCCCGUCGCCGUCGCUCUUGCUGCCGUCGCCUCCGCAAGGACAAAGGUCAGCAGACAACCGGAUCGGCAUGCAACAGCUGUUCUUUUAUUUCAAUUUCUUGUUCUUUGCUUUGGAAGUGACUCCCAUGAUAGCAUCAAAACAAAGUUGAUUUUGUUGUUCCUGGAGGAACCGCUGGCGGCAGCUGAACAAGCUUCCUCUGAAGCUCGAAGGUGGAGGCAAUAGAGGGCUGCUUGGCAUAACACUCGCCAUCUAGAUUAGCUGCUGCUGUCGCCAUAUUGGUAAUUGAGCCACAGUUAAUUUUGGGGCAAUUUGGAUUUCAGUUGUAAGUUCAGGGGCAAUUUGCUACUUAAACCAAUUCAACACCAAAGUAAUUUUAUUUCUGCCUCUGGUUAAUCAUUGCCGGCUGCCGCUGGUAGAAUGGCCAAGGUAGAGUAUAAGAUUAAUGCAUUGAGCUCUCAAACUGAAGGGGAUCCAAAAUCCAGUGCGGAAAGACAAAUAAAGAAGAAAAAUAAAAAGAAAAAACAAUUGCUGGAAAGUGUGAAAGUAGAGGAUGAACAGGAAACUAAUAGGGACAUCCCUUCAGUUGAAGGGAAUUCACAAUAUGUUGAUAUGAGUGCAGAAAGCAGGAAAAAGAAAUUAAAGAAGAAGCUCUUAAAGGAAACUGCUAUAAGUAAGGAAGGUAGUAAAGAAACUGGUGUUGAGAGGGAAAAGAAAGGAUCAAAGAAAAGAAAAAAGCAAUCAUUACUGGAAACUGCUGAGAUUGAAGAUGAGGAAGAUGUUAACUGGAAGGGUUCUCCAAAGGCGAUGAAUACCACGGCUGGAAGUGGGAAAAGUGAUGAAGAGAAACAAUUGUUGAAGGAAACUGCAGUAGCUGAGGAAAAGCAAGAGGCCAGUGGAAUAAAUCUUGUAGAAGAGGAGAAUCAAACACUGACUAAUGAAAUGGUUGAUAGGCUUAAAAAGAAGAAGAAAAAACGACUGCUGAAGGAGGCAGCUCAGGCUGACAGGCGUGGAGUUUGUUACUUGAGUCGAAUUCCUCCUCACAUGGAUCACGUGAAGCUUCGCCAUAUUCUUUGCCGAUAUGGAGAAAUACAGAGGAUCUACCUUGCACCUGAAGUUAAUAAACAUCGAGUACAAUAUCGAGUACAACGAAGAAAAGCUGAUGGACUUGAAGAUCUAGGAUUCUCUGAAGGGUGGGUUGAGUUUACCAAUAAAAGCAUUGCCAAAAGAGUUGCUAACAUGUUAAAUGGUGAACAAAUGGGUGGGAGGAAGAGGUCACAAUUCUACUAUGACCUUUGGAAUAUCAAGUACUUGAGUAAAUUCAAAUGGGAUGAUCUUACAGAAGAAAUUGCUUACAAGAGUGCUAUACGAGAGCAAAAAUUAGCUCUAGAACUUUCUGCGGCAAAGAGGGAGCGUGAUUUUUAUUUGUCUAAAGUGGAAAAGUCUCGUGCUUUGAGUUCUAUAGAAGAACGAUUAAAAAAGAAGCAAAAGGUCCAACUGGAGACAGGAGGUGAAUUCUCGGUUAGCAUACCAAAGGUUAUCCGUCAAUUUGCACAGACAAAACCAAUUGCAGAUAGAGCAGAAGAAAACAGGCCUCGACUCUCUAAAGACGUCCUGGCUGGGGUAUUCGGUGGUUCUUAGUGAUAGGCUUGGUGCAUGUUCCACCUACAAGUAUUUGCUGCUUCUGUUGUCAAAUGGGUGUUCUGUACUUUUGAUGCUUUAAAUGAGCACCUUACAAUUUUGUUGCUGUCUGAACAAUGUUUAGUGACUUUUUAGAGUUCAUGGCUGCCAUUUUUGUUGAUAACCCAGAUAAUGAACCAUGUGUUCACUGUUCCCUUGUA
Molecule: messenger RNA, 1942 nt
Organism: Ricinus communis (castor bean)
Lineage: Eukaryota; Viridiplantae; Streptophyta; Magnoliopsida; Malpighiales; Euphorbiaceae
Product: pre-rRNA-processing protein ESF2
Exons: 10
Coding region: 522-1742 (406 amino acids)
Biological process (GO): endonucleolytic cleavage in ITS1 to separate SSU-rRNA from 5.8S rRNA and LSU-rRNA from tricistronic rRNA transcript (SSU-rRNA, 5.8S rRNA, LSU-rRNA); small-subunit processome assembly; endonucleolytic cleavage to generate mature 5'-end of SSU-rRNA from (SSU-rRNA, 5.8S rRNA, LSU-rRNA)
Cellular component (GO): nucleolus
Molecular function (GO): RNA binding
Source: RefSeq, a predicted model, not a curated record